AUGAACCGGCCUGUUUUGCAAAUCUUUCGUCUUGCCAGGGCUCAUUUUAAGCUAUAUUCUACAGAAGGAAACGGCUCUCUCACGAACGAGAGUCCAUUAUUGACGGCAAAGUCAGUUCAUAAUAAGGAGCUUUCUGAAUAUGUCCGUGGACGAUUCAUCUUCGAUGAAAAUGAGCAAAUGAUCAAGCGUCGUCUCGGAUUCGACAUGCAUGCGCUCACUUCAGCUGCGGCGAACUCAGUAGGCGCAACGAGAUGCAUUAAUAUCCAAAGAUGCCCCGAUGGUCUUUAUAACAAGGCAUUCAUCCUCUCAAUGGACAACGGCAAGGAGGUUAUUGCAAAACUGCCCAACCUAAACGCUGGAAUACCUUACUAUACUACCGCCAGUGAAGUUGCAAGUAUGGAUUUUGCCCGGGAAGUGCUUCAGACUCCUGUUCCACAAGUGUAUGCAUGGAAUGCAUCUGCCGAAGUCGAAAUCAACCCCGUUGGAGCCGAGUACAUCAUCAUGGAAAAGGUUUCUCGUGUUCCGCUAUCUCAGAUUUGGUGGAAUCUACAGCUUAAACAGAAACUCAAAUUUUUUCCCAAGUUGCACGGGGGAUCUGUUACCAAGUACCGAAAAGCAAUUUGUGACCGCGAGAUGAUGGCUGUAAAGGCGCUUACGCGCGUGCCUAAGCAACUAGCAAUGCUCUAUGGGCCAAAACCACUAUAUAAACCUUCCGCAGAAAAGAAACUCAAAGCGCUACAGUACUAUUCACAGAUCCAACAACUACUGACACCCAACGAUCCUUCACUCACGACCGGGCAUCUUUGGCAUAAUGAUUUGCACGAUGAGAAUAUAUUUGUUGAUCCGGACAGUCUUGAAAUACAAGGGAUCAUUGACUGGCAGUCCUCCCAUAUUGCACCAUUAACCGAUCAUUGUAUGGACCCUUCAUUCCUCGAAUAUGAAGGCCCUGAUAUAGGUGGUGAUUUAGAAAAGCCCGAGCUGCCUGCUGAAAUUAAGUCUCUCAACGGUGAAGAGAAGGAGGCGGCAGUAGCACAAUACCUUGACAAAGUAAUCAUUACUGGAUGGCGCCGUCUUACGAAUUCAGGGGCUCCAGGCUUCCCGCUGAAGUUCACUGAGGCAGAGGUUAGUUUUAUUGAAGCAGAUGUGGAACGAGCAGAGUUCGGUGUUCGGACUAUGAAGAUGAUUGAGCAGCGACUCAGCAAUCUAUGGCCUGAGAAAGGCGUGGUGGAACAUGAGAACUACGAGGAAACGAAAGAAGCACUUCGGCAAAUAAAGGGCGAGAUCAUCGAAGAAUUUAAGACGUAUCCGGGCUGGGACUCGGAAGUGUUUGAAUCACUCUGGCCAUUUGAUCAUUAG
This is a messenger RNA of Nannizzia gypsea CBS 118893, 1356 nucleotides long. RefSeq lists its product as hypothetical. The transcript is spliced from 3 exons. The coding region runs from base 1 to 1356 and encodes 451 amino acids. Lineage: Eukaryota; Fungi; Ascomycota; Eurotiomycetes; Onygenales; Arthrodermataceae. Gene Ontology annotation, cellular component: mitochondrion. The record is from RefSeq and is a predicted model, not a curated record.